Molecule: messenger RNA, 5787 nt
Organism: Myotis davidii
Lineage: Eukaryota; Metazoa; Chordata; Mammalia; Chiroptera; Vespertilionidae
Gene: ANKIB1
Product: ankyrin repeat and IBR domain containing 1
Exons: 19
Coding region: 126-3365 (1079 amino acids)
Biological process (GO): protein polyubiquitination; ubiquitin-dependent protein catabolic process; positive regulation of proteasomal ubiquitin-dependent protein catabolic process
Cellular component (GO): ubiquitin ligase complex; cytoplasm
Molecular function (GO): ubiquitin protein ligase activity; zinc ion binding; ubiquitin conjugating enzyme binding
Source: RefSeq, a predicted model, not a curated record
CAGUCUCAUUUGAUCGUUUUUUUCUCUAUUAGAAUGUGAAACAUGUUGCAGAAGCAUUCAAGAAGUGGCUGAAGGGGGAGGAAAAAAGUGCCACUGCCUGUCAGAAAAAAACAACAAAACAAAACAUGGGAAAUACAACCACCAAAUUUCGUAAAGCACUCAUCAAUGGUGAUGAAAACCUGGCCUGCCAAAUAUAUGAAAACAACCCUCAGCUAAAAGAAUCCCUUGAUCCUAAUACAUCUUAUGGGGAACCCUACCAGCACAAUACUCCAUUACACUAUGCUGCUAGACAUGGAAUGAACAGAAUAUUAGGGACUUUUCUUUUUGGUAGAGAUGGAAAUCCAAAUAAACGGAAUGUGCACAAUGAAACAUCUAUGCAUUUGUUGUGUAUGGGACCUCAAAUUAUGAUAUCUGAAGGAGCCCUUCAUCCUCGUUUAGCACGCCCCAUGGAAGAUGAUUUUAGAAGAGCAGAUUGUCUGCAGAUGAUCUUAAGAUGGAAAGGAGCAAAACUUGACCAAGGGGAAUAUGAGAGAGCAGCUAUUGAUGCUGUAGAUAACAAAAAAAACACACCCCUGCACUAUGCUGCUGCCUCAGGGAUGAAAACCUGUGUAGAGAUUUUAGUAAAACAUGGAGGAGACUUGUUUGCUGAGAAUGAGAAUAAAGAUACUCCUUGUGAUUGUGCUGAAAAGCAACACCACAAAGAUUUGGCCCUUAAUCUGGAAUCGCAAAUGGUAUUCUCACGAGAUCCCGAAGCUGAAGAAAUAGAAGCUGAGUAUGCUGCAUUAGACAAACGAGAGCCAUAUGAAGGAUUAAGGCCUCAGGAUCUUCGUAGAUUGAAGGAUAUGCUUAUUGUGGAAACUGCAGACAUGCUCCAAGCUCCACUGUUUACUGCUGAAGCUUUACUUCGAGCUCACGACUGGGACAGGGAGAAAUUACUUGAAGCUUGGAUGUCCAACCCAGAGAAUUGCUGCCAACGAUCAGGUGUGCAGAUGCCAACUCCACCACCAAGUGGGUGUAAUGCCUGGGACACGCUCCCUUCUCCAAGAACUCCAAGGACUAAUCCUGGGGAUCUGGACACCAGUUUGUGUGACAUUUGUAUGUGCAGUAUUUCUGUAUUUGAAGACCCGGUGGAUAUGCCCUGUGGACAUGAUUUCUGUAGAGGAUGUUGGGAGUCGUUUUUGAAUCUGAAAAUUCAAGAAGGUGAAGCCCAUAAUAUUUUCUGCCCUGCAUAUGAUUGCUUCCAACUUGUACCUGUGGAUAUCAUAGAAAGUAUAGUUUCUAAGGAGAUGGACAAACGAUACCUACAGUUUGAUAUUAAGGCCUUUGUUGAAAAUAAUCCUGCCAUUAAAUGGUGUCCUACUCCAGGCUGUGAAAGAGCAGUCAGACUAACAAAACAAGGGUCAAAUACAUCUGGGUCUGAUACACUCAGCUUCCCCUUGCUCAGAGCUCCUGCCGUGGACUGUGGAAAAGGACACCUCUUCUGCUGGGAGUGCCUUGGUGAAGCACAUGAGCCUUGUGACUGCCAAACAUGGAAAAAUUGGCUACAAAAGAUAACUGAAAUGAAACCAGAAGAACUUGUGGGAGUUAGUGAAGCUUAUGAGGAUGCUGCCAACUGUCUCUGGUUGUUAACUAACUCCAAGCCUUGUGCUAACUGUAAAUCUCCAAUACAGAAGAAUGAGGGAUGCAAUCACAUGCAGUGUGCUAAGUGCAAGUAUGACUUUUGCUGGAUUUGCCUAGAAGAAUGGAAAAAGCAUAGUUCUUCCACAGGCGGUUAUUAUAGAUGUACUCGCUAUGAAGUCAUUCAACAUGUGGAGGAGCAAUCCAAGGAAAUGACUGUGGAGGCUGAGAAAAAACACAAACGGUUUCAGGAACUUGACAGAUUUAUGCAUUAUUACACGAGAUUUAAAAACCAUGAGCAUAGCUAUCAGUUAGAACAACGCCUUCUUAAAACAGCUAAAGAAAAGAUGGAGCAAUUGAGUAGAGCUCUCAAAGAAACUGAAGGAGGCUGUCCAGAUACCACUUUCAUUGAAGAUGCAGUUCAUGUGCUCUUAAAAACUCGGCGUAUCCUCAAGUGUUCUUAUCCCUAUGGAUUCUUCUUAGAACCUAAAAGCACAAAGAAAGAAAUUUUUGAACUCAUGCAAACAGACCUAGAAAUGGUCACUGAAGACCUUGCCCAAAAAGUCAAUAGGCCUUACCUUCGCACACCCCGCCACAAGAUCAUCAAGGCGGCAUGCCUUGUACAGCAGAAGAGGCAGGAAUUCCUGGCUUCCGUGGCUCGGGGAGUUGCCCCUGCAGACUCACCUGAAGCUCCCAGGCGCAGCUUUGCUGGUGGAACAUGGGAUUGGGAAUAUUUAGGAUUUGCAUCACCUGAGGAAUAUGCUGAAUUUCAGUAUCGGAGGAGGCACAGACAGCAGCGCCGGCGAGGAGACGUGCACAGUCUGCUCAGUAACCCUCCAGACCCUGAUGAGCCCAGUGAAAGCACUUUAGAUCUCCCAGAAGGCGGCAGUAGCCGCAGACCAGGCACCUCCGUGGUCAGCUCUGCGUCCAUGAGUGUGCUGCACAGCUCUUCCUUGCGUGACUACACCCCUGCCAGUCGCUCUGAGAACCAAGACUCUCUUCAGGCUCUGAGUUCCUUGGAUGAAGAUGAUCCUAAUAUACUUCUCGCAAUACAGUUAUCAUUGCAAGAAUCGGGGCUGGCCAUCGAUGAAGGAAACAGAGACUUCCUCAGUGGCGAUGCUUCCUUAGGAGCAAUAGGCACUUCUCUACCUUCCAGGCUGGACUCCGGCCCCAGGAACACAGAUAGUCCUGCAGCUGCGUUGAGCAGCUCCGAGCUAUUGGAAUUUGGCGACAGCCUCUUGAGACUAGGAGCUGAAAGUGACACAUUUUCAAGUGACACCCUGAGUUCACACCCUCUCAGUGAGGCAAGAAAUGAAUUCUAUCCCUCAUCCAGUGACCCUGACUCAGCUGGCCAGGACGCCAACAUCAGUGACAAUCUUCUGGGCAAUAUCAUGGCUUGGUUUCACGACAUGAACCCUCAGAGUAUUGUCCUGAUUCCUCCAGCAACUACAGAAAUCAGUGCAGAUUCCCAGCGCCCCUGUGUUGGAGAUGGGUCAGAAGGCGUGAAAGAUGUAGAACUGGUGCCGCCAGAAGAAGACUCAGUGUUUGAAGAUGCUGUGGUCAGUGAAGGUAGAGGAACCCAAAGAGAAGAAGAAAACUCUUUGGAAGAGAAUAUUCUGGCUGGGGAAGCAGCGCCUCAAGCUGGCGAAAGUGGUACUGAGGCAGCCAGCAAGGGAGCUGGUUCAGAUGUCUCAAGUCAAACACCUCAAACCUCAAGUGACUGGCUGGAACAAGGACACUUAGUGUGAGCUGCACUCCUCUGGCUCCAAGCGCUUCGCGGUACAGGUGGCAUGCUGGUGGAGUGUGCUUCAUGGAAACUGGAUCCACUUAAUUCCAACUCAACUCUAAACCACUGACAUUAGGGUUGAAUACGAGGAGUUCCCUUGAAUGGUGGCUUCGUUUCGGAGUUUAACCUCACAGGAAACUUCUUUGGUAUUUAAUUGGAUAGCUUUCCCCUUUUUGCUGACAAAAAGAAGAGCAGGAGAGAAAGAAAAACAAAUGGAGUAAGUAGGUUAGAUUCCACACUCUAAGAAAAUGCAGUCCUCUGUUUAGCCUAAGGUCAGCAAUACUUAAAAUGGAACAUUUAAAUUAAAGGCUUACGCCCUCAUCCUUGGGUGGUUUUUCUCUUUAAAAAGAAAAAAAAAAAAGAUUUUCUUCAUUUUAGAAGUUCUUUUGGACAGAUCUGGUAACACUGAGUUCCUCGAUCUCUUUGUGCUCUUCCAUAACUUUCUUCCUGCCUCUUGGUCUGAGCAGUGUGAAUCGAAGUGUCCAAAGCUUCUCUUUAGUGCUGCAUCUCCCACAAUGUAAUUAAUUUUCAUUUUCACAUGAGUCAAAAAUUUCUUUUCAUGUCUUACAGUCCACUUGUGCCAAACUCUGACUCGUGCACUGAGAAGGCGUUCAGGUGUGGCUCCAGGGCAGUGUCAGCAUUCUCGGGAGUAAAAGGUGCCACUUGGUAGCCAUGAAAUGCCAGGCUUUAAUAGGCUUUUGUUGCCAUGGAGACUGCAUUUAAAUAAAUGUAACCUGUAGCUUAAGUUAACUAAACCUAAUGCUGCUGUUAAAAACAGUUUAUUUUAAUAUUAAAAUACAGUUGAUUAGCAACAGCGGUGCUGUAUUUUAAGAGACACUUUAUUGAAAGUGCAAUCAUAGUUCUUUGUUUUCACAAUUUUACAGUGCAUUCUAAUUACUAAUGGGUGCAAUUACUUUUAAUGGUGUUUUAUAAAAUAGAAAAAAGUGGAGUUUUUAUGAGUUACGGUAAAUCCGACAAUUAUUAAAAAUCCAGCACGACACCCUGCGCCACACGUUACCGUGCCUUUGCCAACCUCAGUGGGUAGUUGCCAGUUAAAUACGUGAGUCAUUCAGAUCUCAGUGUCUCUUCUGAAGUAACUAUGCUAUGAACUGCAGAGACCUCCAUAAACCACCCAUGGCCUUGCCUUUCCAGUCAAUAUAACAACUAAAUAAAUGUUCAGUCCGUUUGUUUGCCUCAAUAGCAAAUGCUGACGUGUUUGUUCUGUUGCACAAUACUCAUUUGCUGUGUGACUACUGUUUAGUGUUGAAAAAAUCAACUUCCUGGUUAUCAGUGUCUUCCUGUGAAGAAAAUACUGGUCUUAGUUGUAAUUAAGAUUCAGUGGUACAGUGUGUAAUUAAAACUAGAGUAAACUGUUGGACUGGCUCUUUUACUUACAUAUAACCCAAACUAGCAUAACAUAAGCAAAGUAGAUAGGCAACACCCCAUUUAAUGUUUUGCCAGAUUUUUACCAGAAGUCUACAGAUACCAAAAUUUCAGUACUGAGUUUGUACAGGCAAGUCCUGGACUGGGUGAAAGGUUGUAUUAGUAUUGAUAUUCACAUGAGUUGUAAUUAUGGUUUUUUAUUACUUUUUAUUUUCCAAACCCUAUUUUUGAAAUAUUCUUAUAUUUGGAAUUCAUGAGACCUAGGACAUUAUAUUAUUUAAUAUUCCUCAGGUUCUCCUGGGAUUAAAAAGAAACUAUGUAGGAAUUGUUCUUAUGCUUUGGGUGUCAUAAGUCCACAUUAUUUUUUAUUUCCCCAAUUAUCAGAAACAUUGAUAUCCACCCUUAUUAAUUUGUUGAGGUAAAUAUUAACUUUUUCCUACAGUGUAUUACUGUCUAUUAAACUGAAAUAGUCCAUUAAAAAAUUUUUUUACAAGUUUAUUUUGGAUUAAAAAUAUCAACACCAAUCAGUUUUUAGACCAAGUUGUAAUUUUUUCAAAAGAAAGAGUCUUUGUAUCAUAUAGCGGUGUCUUGCAAAGUGUGGAAGUGCUGCGUGAAGGCUGUGGAGUACAUGUUCCUAGUGAGGCCGGUGCCUGGCACCUGGUGUAGUAAGUAGCCCUUGUUCCUGUGCUGUUCUCUCCUGAGCAUGAGGAAAGAUCAUUAUCCAAUUUGUACUUCCUUGGUACAUAUUUUAAAAACAACACAGUCAUUGACUUUACAGUUCAGAAAUAAAGUUUGGCAAAGCCUAUUUUGUAAACACAUUAAUUUUAUAAUGUAAAAAAAAUUACUCUAACCUUGACUUGUUAUUUGCACUUUCAUAGUCUAUACUUGAUACAUUCCCCCUUUAUAUACAAUAGGAUUCUACAACCAUGUAGAUGUUUGGCCAAAUGAAUGCUGUUAAUAAUAUGUAAAAUUCUUUGAUUAAACAUUUAUUACUUAAACUA